Neohortaea acidophila is the source of this 1457-nucleotide messenger RNA. RefSeq lists its product as uncharacterized. The record is from RefSeq and is a predicted model, not a curated record. Bases 200 to 1333 code for a protein of 377 amino acids. The transcript has a single exon. NCBI's taxonomy places the organism in Eukaryota, Fungi, Ascomycota, Dothideomycetes, Mycosphaerellales, Teratosphaeriaceae.
CUCCCUCCAAUCGGUGACGGAUAUCACUGCAUGCCCCAACGGUCCAACUGCUCAGGUCACACGCCCAACGUCCUACCGCAUCCACUCCUUCACUGGAGCCGGAUCUCCUCCCACCGCCACCGCAAGCACCGUUCGCUUCUCCCAUCCAGUAGUCGACGCGCAGCUAUCAGCCCCCCGCCCCACGACCACCGAAUCGGCCAUGCUGGAGGAUGAUACUCCGUUCAACUUCAAGCCAAGCAAUCACGACUCUGCCACUUCCAAUCUCUCCAUCCCAGAGACCAUCGAAUUUCCGGGCGACAUCAGCGAGAAGCCGGCACCGCUCUGCCCAAAGAGCAUGUGGCGCUGGACAAGCCAGUCUGCGACUGCCCGCGGAGCGCGCGAGACGUACGAUGAGUUCAAGAGCCGUCUCGACGGGCACAGGCGUCAGGGUGAUACUUCGAGCUUCAGCAAGCGAGCACCAAGCCUACAAUUCCUUGCGCGACUGCCGACCAUCAAGCUCAAUUUUGACGAGGAUGACGAGCAAACCACCGCGCCGGCCAACUACGCAAGCGAGAUCAGCAAUCAUCGCUGCCAAGCUUUGAACGCUCUCGAGGGUGGUGUUGCAUCGCAGACUGUUCGAUUCACGGACGCUGACCUUCCCACCAGCUUGAUUCCCGGCGGCAUCAAGCAGGCCACCGACAGGGAGUCAUCGACAGGCUACAAGCCAUACCGCUCCAGCGACGUCUCACAUCUGAUCGUUCCCGACACUGUCCCGACGUUCACGCGCAAGAUGAGGAACAAGAAGCAGCCUGUUGACCUGAUCGGUCCGUUCGACGAGGACUUCAACAAGCGCCACAGUCAGAAUUACUGUGACGUGGAGUCCGGCGUCUUCAACGAGGCUGUGAUCGGUAAAGCGACCGGCGGGGCGUCCAUGGAUGGCAACACAGGAAGCCGUUCAUCCCUCCUACCUCCAACUCCUCCCAAAACUCCCGAGAUGUUGAGUGCCACAAGCAAAGCCAUCAAGCGCAAACCCGUCUCAACGCCGCCCCCAACCAACAACAACCCCACCAGCACUCUCGACCUCAUCAAAAUGGUCGACAACGGCUAUCCCCUGCUGGAGCGCGGCAUCCAGCAGCGCUUCUCCUCGGCCCCCGCCUACCAAGCGCGCUUCGUCAACGACGUCGAGGCCAAGUUCGCCAAGGCGGAGAAGGUGAAGCAGCUGAAGCAGUUGCGCCGCGAGACGAAGAAGACGUAUUCGAUGCAGAAGCGCGAGUUCUUGACGGAGCAGGAGCGGAAGAAGGUGGAGGAGUUGGACAGGCUGGAUGAGCAGUUGAGGAAGUUGAUGUGUAUUUGAGAGAACAAGGAUGGGAAUGUAGGAAGAGAAGUGUACAUUAGGUGCGGGAAAGAUCAUUGAAGGAGUUUUUGGAUGGCGGCAAAUCUGGUUUUGUAUUUGGAGGCAGUUUGCUCAGGCUUGAAAG